AUUCCUUUCCUCAGUUUUUGGUGACUAUUAUUGUGAACUAUGAGUGAAAAUAUCUUUACCAUUGUCAAACGCAAGAACAAGAAGGGCUGGAACAUCUUUGGCGGCCACAUAGACACUACUUUGCAGGUCAGGAUAUACGGCCAGCUCGGCUAUUUAUUGGAUUCUCAGCCAACCAAGAUUACGCUUUCCGCAGCAAUCGGGGGCUACGACAGCGAUGAUGACGAACGGACCAUGUGUGACAUAGACAUGGCUGCAAAUACAACAGCCACAAACUACGAACAGGUGCUUUUGGUAGCAGAGUCAGAAAUUCAUGUUUCUGGAUUUGCCGCAAUCCUCGGGCCUGGUACACGGAUUGACGCAAGAAAUCGAGUCAAUAAUAGUGGUUGGAAGUUUACGGAUGCAUCAGGCACCAAGUACAAAUGGACUAUCGAUAAGUGUGCAAAGCUGUGGAAGCUGCAUGAUGGCAGUGGCAACGCUGUAGCGGCAUUCAAUGAAGGGCUCUUUGAUACACAAGGGCUUGGGCAUUUGUCGAUGCCAGCAAGUACUGAUCAAGAAAUGAUGCAUGUUAUCUUGAUUACAUGGGGUCUGGUGGCCAGAGGUGCUAUGAAUAAUGUUGUAAAUAUGCUGAUGGAUCAGGGCAUGGUAUAGUCUCAAGGUCCGUUUAUGGUGAACUAAAAUUGUCCACAGCCCUUUCUUUUUGUCUAAUAUAGGGCUGACCAACUCGUGCAGCACAAUAAAUGUCUCCUACUCGCUGUCCUCUCUUCUUUUGGCUUUGGUUCUGCC
This is a messenger RNA of Linderina pennispora, 783 nucleotides long. RefSeq lists its product as uncharacterized. The record is from RefSeq and is a predicted model, not a curated record. The coding region runs from base 40 to 648 and encodes 202 amino acids. The transcript has a single exon. NCBI's taxonomy places the organism in Eukaryota, Fungi, Kickxellomycota, Kickxellomycetes, Kickxellales, Kickxellaceae.